Molecule: messenger RNA, 1284 nt
Organism: Cuscuta campestris
Lineage: Eukaryota; Viridiplantae; Streptophyta; Magnoliopsida; Solanales; Convolvulaceae
Source: the annotation of a GenBank genome assembly
AACCAACGUAGGUCCGCCCCAUCGAGUAGUAUAUAACUUGGCGGAGCACGUGGUAGCCGAAUUAAUUACUCCAUAAUAUUCGGCAGCGGCCGGAAAUCCAAGAAAGAAGCUCACAACAUACCGGGAUCAAUGGAGGGUACUUUUUUGUUGAUUGAAAGAUCUUUUGAUGGGGAAGAAGCUCUGGGGAGGAUUUCCAAGAAGGACGUUGAAGAUCUUGGACUUGGACUUAAAGGUUUGAAGCAAUGCAUCAGAGAGCUUAUUCGGAAGCCAAUUGAGAGGUUCCACUUCUAUGACGUGGAGGAGCAUGUCAUGGAGGUCGUGGACAUCAGCGGACUCUCUUCUGUAAGGGUCUGUACCAAGAAUUCUAUCAGCUCCAUUGCUCCUCCUAGAGGACGGAACCACCCGCAGAGCUGCCGCAUUCGACUCAUACCUCCCCCCUCUCCAUCUCCAUCUCCGCCGUCUCCACUUCCUCCGCCGCCGCAAGAAACCCCCGCAGAGGUUCCAUCUCUGCCGUCUCUGGAAGAGCUGUACCAGGCUAUGGCAGAGCCUUACCACCCCACCAUUCAUUCUCCUUCUCUCCUCCCGAGGGCAAGAGAUGUUAUUCGUUUUCAAUUCUGGGGUCCUUUUUCAUCCGCCGUCUCCAUCUCCGCCGUCUCUACUUCCGCCGCCGCCGCCUUCGUCUCUCCUGUAGCCGUCUCUCCGUAAGGAAGCUAUGUGUGAAGUACUAGAGGAAACUAGAAAAGAGAACCGUAAUUGGAGAUAUCUGUGAAUAACGAGGCAUCGAAAAAGUCACUUCGCGUCUUUUCGGCUUUUAGCAGACUUGGUUAGCUUUUGGUGUUCUUUUAUGGAAAGCAUGUAGAUCUUGUGAUGAACAUUCUUGGACAGUUGGCCUCAGAUCUUUGCCUGCUAUUUUCUGAGACAUCUUUGCAUACUUGCUACCACAUUAGUUUGCCAAAAACUACAAAGAAAGUGCAGUUUUAUGAAUCAACCCUCUUGUCCUCAUAUAAGUAAUGUGGCUUUCUGAACUACAUAUGUUGAUGUUUACUGCAACUGCUCGCUCUAUUCCUCACCAUAUCUCGAUGACACUUCACAUAACAAUCUGAUCAGCUUAUCCUUCACACAUACAACAAUUGGCACCCACAUACAUAACUGCUGCAGGCGGCGGUGGCGUAACUUCCAUUCCUCACCUCCCAAGUUCUUUCGUGGUGCCUACCGACCUACGUCUCUCUGCUUUAUGCUCGCCCUUGCAGGGCUUGAAAAAAAAAAGAAACAUGGAAAAAUUUA